Messenger RNA from Strongylus vulgaris, 951 nucleotides. The record is from the annotation of a GenBank genome assembly. NCBI's taxonomy places the organism in Eukaryota, Metazoa, Nematoda, Chromadorea, Rhabditida, Strongylidae.
CAAGCGGCGCAUAUCAAAAUUGCAAACAGUCAAUUGUAUGAGGAUCUGCCUGGUCAGUGGAUUCCCUAUCAUUAUGGGCCUCUCGACCCGCGUCUGGGGGCUGCAUCGAAGCUGGGACAAUGCGAGACUUGCGGAAAAUGGCUUGCUGAUUGUAUUGGGCAUUUUGGAUACAUUGAUCUCGCAUUUCCUAUAUUUCAUGUUGGUUUUUUCAAAUUGACGAUACAGCUGCUUCAGUGCAUUUGUAAGAGUUGCUCUGGAUUACUACUACGAGGCGAUCAGAGAGCUAAUUACCUACGAUUGGCUUCCAACCCUAACCUGGAUUAUUUGGGAAGGAAAGCUCUUCAUAAAAAUAUCGUGGCGAUAUGUAAAAAGACAAAUCCGUGUCCCAAAUGUGGUCGUCAUAAUGGUACGGUCAGAAAGGCGCCAGGGGCAAUCUUGAAGAUUACUUACGCGUUCAAUAUAAAUGAGGAAAAUGCUCAAGAUUAUGCUACAGCCAUAAAAGCCAACUCCGAACUAUCAAAACUUUUGUCCAAAACAAAGUACACUCUUUUGAAUCCUCUAAAAGUUCAGAAAUUGUUCAAUAACAUCGCAGAAGAGGACAUCCCCAUUUUAAUGGUUCAUUCUUCUGGAAAUGAACAUCCUACCGACCUAUUGCUUACGAGAUUACCCGUCCCUCCAGCAUGUAUACGUCCAUCGGUGAUAUCAAAACUUAAAUCUGGGACAACUGAAGAUGACCUUACAAUGAAACUAUCGGAGAUAAUUCUUAUCAAUAAUGUGCUACAGAAGUAUAAGAAAGAUGGUGCUCCCAUAAAAGCACUCACUGAAGCAUGGGAUCAGUUACAGAUACAUGUUGCCUUGUAUCUCAACAGCGAACUAUCCGGCCUUCCUCCUGAACAGCGGCCCAAAGAGGUUUUUGUCCCUGAGAUUUUUAGAAAUACUGAUUGUAGGUGA